UGUUCUUCUAGCUGUGCCUUGGGAUUUACGAGCUCUAUUUUUAUUUCGAAUGAUGAUGUUAUGCUUAUAAUGAUGAGAAACCUUUAACUGUAGCUAAAUAUGGAGAAACAGGAUCACAUCAUUUUUCUUUCUGCCGCGCAGAUUGAAGUUUUUAUUUCCUAUUACUGUUGAUGGAGUCUUUGUCUGGUCUAGACUGUUAAGGAAAACAAUAUAAAAGAUGCUUUUCCUUUUCCUUUCUUUUUUUCAGUUUUUUUACCUCGGAAAGUGAAACCAAAAAUGACUCAUCGGUUUUUUCUUUUUCAGGAAAAUGGUUUACUUAGUUAUGAAGUUGAGACACUGUGAUCUUCUCACUACCUUUUAUUAAUUCAACCUAGGACAGAAACCCUAGGAAUGACCUGAUCUGUUUUCUCUGGUAGUUGUAGAAUGUUUUAUUUGAUGUUAAUGAUGCAUUUGUUGUGAUUAUUGGUGUUUGAAGAUUGAUAUUUAAUGUUUUCAAUUAUAUAAUAAAGAUAAAUGGCUGCCGAUAUCGAUUAUUUCGGUGAAUAGAAAUAUAGAUUUUCUGGGCUUUAUUGCAGUAGCUUUGUGUGGAUUUCCUGGCGGAUAGGAUUUUUUUUUUUCUAUUUUUGAAUUUUAAGUUCUAACAAUCCUUCACUGUUUGAUGAGUCUUGUCAUGGGGUCGGAUACAAAGUCGUAAACCUGUAGUUUUGCUUGUGAGAAUUAUUGAAGGUAAAACGUGGAACAUUUUUGUCCAAUAGAGUUGCAAAUUACAAUUAUUGGAGAGAGAGAAAGAGAGAGGAGUAAGCUUUGUCAAUGUUGUUCAAACUGCAGUCAAAAUAAAUAAGAUAGUUAAUUUUGGAGAAGGGUAGGCCUUACCAGAUUUAGAUACAAGACUUUAAAGUCUACACCAGCUAUUCGGGGAAGAAAUAUCAACGUUAUUAAACUGCGUCUGGCAGCUCAGUUGCUAGUGCAUUUUAUGGAGAAGAGCCUGUGAAGUAUCAAUCAAUUCUAUGAGUUCACUGAUGGAGUGGAAUACAAAGAUCCCCUUGCAAUGGGAUUGGGAAAACCUUAUGAUGUUCAAUGCAACAGCUGCUGAAAAUCCUAGGAAGCUGCAACAAACAGAGUGGGAGAUUGAUGGAGAUGGGGGCAUCGACUCUGCAUCUUUCUUUUCAUCAGGGGGUGGUGGUUCUGGCUCUGAUUUGGGACUUGCAUCUUUGUCAAAGAGCUCAAAGUCAGCUUCCAAUAAUUCAUCAUCAAUGGGAGAAAUGAAAACAUCCAAAUUUCAUUUGGAGGCUUUUGGGGAAAAUCCUGAAGGUUUUGGCAAUCCCAAAGAAUUUGCCAGGACUGAGCCAACUACUGGUUCUCCCACACCUGAGGCUUCAGUUGGAACUGUUGAGCCAUUGCUUGGGCUAAAGCUUGGAAAAAGAAUGUACUUUGAAGAUGUUUCUGCAGGGAGCAAUACUAAAAAUUCAUCUAUUGCUGUGACUCCUGCAUCAUCAGUUGCCCCAGCUAAGAGAUCCAAGUCCAAUUCCCAGGCUACACAUGUUGCUGCGCAUUGCCAAGUUGAAGGCUGUGGACUGGAUCUCUCAUCAGCUAAAGAUUACCAUCGCAAACAUAGAGUUUGUGAAGGUCAUUCAAAGUGCCCAAAGGUCAUUGUAAGUGGUGUUGAACGACGGUUUUGCCAGCAGUGUAGCAGGUUCCAUGGUCUGUCGGAAUUUGAUGAAAAGAAGAGGAGUUGUCGUAGGCGUCUGUCUGAUCACAAUGCUAGACGCCGCAAGGCACAGCCAGAAGCUAUCAGGUUAAAUCCAGCAAGGCUGUCUUCCUCACUCUAUGAUGGGAAGCAACAGAUGAAUUUUGUUUGGAGUGGACUCCCAUUUGGUCAACCAAAGCCAAGUGAAAAUUUUACAUGGGAAGGCAUAUGUAGCUCCAAGUCCAUUCAAACAAAAGGACAAGUGUUAAAGCCUUCAAAAGUUGGUGGCACUGGUGGGCUGCUGCAUUUACAAGGCAAUCAGGUUCCAAAUUCAGUGCAUGCAUAUCGUGAUGAUUCUAAUGGGUUCUUUCUGUCCAAGGCCAAGGGUACCACAGUUGAGAUUCUCAACCAAGGUGUAGAAGAAUCAAUGAUUUCUUUCAACCACGGUGCAGCACAAGAUUGCCAUCGUGCUCUCUCUCUUCUGUCAACAAGUUCAUGGGCUUUAUGCGAGCCAAAACAGGUUUCACAUAACCACCCUGUAAAUACAAGUCAUACUACCAGCAUGCCACAGACUGCAGCACAUGCAGUGGCCCAUGGUUCUACACUUGCUUCAUCAGAAUACAGGCGGACUCAAAAAGGGUCAACUGAAUCCCAAGUGCAUACCUUGUCUUCACACAAUGAUGAAGAUAACUACAUCCAGGAGAUCCAGCUGUUCAGAGCGCCAUACGAGAAUGCGUUUUAUUCGAGUCAUCUGAAUUGACUGCUGAGGCCUUAUCAAUGAUUUCAGCCUAACAGUUCACAUUCAAAGAUUGCAGAGACUGAGAAGUUUCAUGGAGCUGCUUUCCCUCUGACAGACUUUGUCCUGCUUCAUUAAUGAUGAAUUGCCACCAAUUAUGAAAUCAAUCAAAUUUAAUAAUUUUGGUGUCGGAAAAGCAAAGGUAUCAGAUCAGACAUCUUUUCAAGUCUUUAUUGCAUUGAUUUUCUUUUAAUCGAUGAAGAAGGGGUGGAUCUGAUCAUCCGUGAUGGUUCGACUUGAAUUUACUGUUUAACUCAAAUGAGUUGAUCUGAAAUUAGAGUUUCCUUUUGUUUGUGCCUUGGUCGGCACUGUUAAUUCUGCCACUGUUUAUCUUUUCUAAUGAUACUGUUUAUCAGGUUGUUAGACUUCUGAUAACACUGUAUACUGAUUUGAAUGAGUUUUGAGUUGAUUAUUAUGGAUUCAAUCCGUGCUUGAGCCAGCCCUAGGCUUAGCUUGGAUGGAAUCCAGCACAUGACAAAUA
Molecule: messenger RNA, 2964 nt
Organism: Mangifera indica (mango)
Lineage: Eukaryota; Viridiplantae; Streptophyta; Magnoliopsida; Sapindales; Anacardiaceae
Product: squamosa promoter-binding-like protein 2
Exons: 6
Coding region: 1008-2447 (479 amino acids)
Cellular component (GO): nucleus
Molecular function (GO): DNA binding
Source: RefSeq, a predicted model, not a curated record